Candidula unifasciata is the source of this 2197-nucleotide messenger RNA. Lineage: Eukaryota; Metazoa; Mollusca; Gastropoda; Stylommatophora; Geomitridae. The record is from the annotation of a GenBank genome assembly.
GAGAAAUUUUAAUGGAGCUGGAAACAAUGAAAGGGGAAGAGGAAGAGGUGGUUAUAGAGGAGGAAGAGGACGUGGGGAUGCACCUUUCAGAGGUGCUCAGAAUAAUGACGCAAACACACCAAGAGAAAUGACAUAUGGUCGCCUGAAAACAUGGGCGGAAAUGGAGGACGCUGGAGAGCUGGUUCUUUUUAUGACAAACCAAAUACAACAGAUUGAAAUGUUUCUGAACCAGCCAAGCACAAAAGCUGAUUGGAUGGUUCUGCUUGUGAAGUCACUGAACCAUGCUUUAAGUGCACAGCAUCAAAAAGAGUCUAUCAAAAACUUGUUGGAUGCUCUUUGUAAAACUCGAUUUUUUGAACAUUUUGGAAGCUGCAUUGAAGAAAAGAUGAUUGGAUUUUCUUGGUCCGACGCAGAAGACUAUUUUAGGUCAUCGGUUAAUAUAAUGAAUGAAAUUUUGAAUAAGUUUCCGCAGUAUGCUUUGAAAUGUGCUUCUGGGGCUUCAAAGCUGGUGAACUCAGUUCCUUCUGUUCAGUCAGUACAGAGAAAUGAAGAACUGUUGUCUUCAAUGACGGACCUGUCAAAGAGAGCUGUGGAAAUCUUUAAACUGGAAAAAGAGAAGGAAAAAAAGCCGACAGAAGGCAAGUUUUCAGGGGGUAACGACAAACCUCCUGAUAAUUUUAUGGAUAUUUCUGUUGUGCCUGGAAAGUCUGACCUCAGUGAAGAUGCUAAGCCGUUUGUUCGCCGCGCCAAAGUGGUAGGACAGUAUGAUGAUGUUGAGCAUUAUCUGGAUGUGCAGUUCAGGCUGAUGAGGCAAGACUUUGUUCUGCCGCUUCGCGAGGGCAUUGUGGAGUUCAAGAAAAAUGGCUGUAAAAAAAAUUACGUCUGCUCAGAUUUGAGAAUAUAUUAUGAUGUUCACAUAGUCGGGACCGUAUGCAAAGAUGGAAUUGAUCACAUCCUGCAGUUUGACAUCUCUAAACUAAAAAAUGUCAAGUGGGAGUUUUCCAAGCGCUUGAUCUUUGGCUCUUUGUUGUGUCUUUCCAAAGACAAUUUUGAAACAGUAAUUUUCGCAACUGUUGCCAACCGAGAUGCUAAAAAUUUGGUCAAAGGAAGUGUUAAUGUGAAAUUUAGGACAGGACUUGAAGAAGUUUUCAGCUCUACUUCCAACGAUGUGUUCGUUAUGGCAGAAACAACGGCAUACUUUGAAUCAUACUGCCAUGUUCUGGAGGGUCUCAAAGAGAUGUCGAAGAAUUUACCACUGCAGGACUACAUUAUAAAAUGCAGGACAGACCUGAAACCUCCCCGGUAUUUGUUACCAUCUGGUGGGAUCUCAUCUCUUCCUAUGUACGACCUGUCUGCUCUAAUGUUAAACCAUCAGUCAAAACCAGUAGCGGCUCUAACAACAGUUAACUGGCCUGAAACCAGUGCUAUGUGUUUGAAUCAAUCCCAAAGAGAGGCUGCUAUUCGAGCUUUGACCAAGGAGUUGGCAGUCAUUCAGGGACCUCCAGGUACGGGGAAAACUUACGUGGGGCUAAAGGUCAUGGAGGUUUUCAUGCAAAAUAUGCAGGUGAUUUCUGGGAAUGAGACGCAGACUUGUCCUAUCCUUGUUGUGUGCUACACAAACCACGCCUUAGACCAGUUCCUUGAGGGAGUUCUAGGGUUUUGCCCAGCUGGGGUUCUUCGCGUUGGUGGGAAGAGCAAAUCAGAAAGGUUAGAACAGUUCAACAUUAAGAAUGUGAAAGAAAGACUCAGAAAAGACAAAAUAUUUUCCAAUAUGUCUGUGAGACACUCCAUACGAGACUGCCUUGGCGAGUUAAGAGAAGUAUCAGAACAAAUAGAACAGUUGAACCAGACAAUGGAUUACCUGGAAAUUGAUGUCAUGCAAGAAAACAUCCUGGAGAAUUUCAUGAAAGAUGCUCACUUUGACUCGCUGACAUCAAAUAAUUCACAGCCUGACCAGAAGAAGAUGAGCAUCAGAAACUGGCUCAAUGCUUCAGACAGCACGCCAGCAUCAGUUGUACCCCAAAUGAUCCGGAAACAUUUGACAAAUCUUGUUCUGAAAUUUCAGAGUGGCUCACCGAUCUGGUCUCUGACGGAUGACAUGGAUAUAGCUCAGCGAGCUUGUUUCUACAACAGUUACCUGACUGUGUACAAGCAAACGCCUGCAGCAGCAAAUGCACUUCAUGUUACGACAACCUAA